Molecule: messenger RNA, 1973 nt
Organism: Musca vetustissima
Lineage: Eukaryota; Metazoa; Arthropoda; Insecta; Diptera; Muscidae
Product: broad-complex core protein isoforms 1/2/3/4/5
Exons: 3
Coding region: 9-1973 (654 amino acids)
Biological process (GO): regulation of transcription by RNA polymerase II
Cellular component (GO): nucleus
Molecular function (GO): protein binding
Source: RefSeq, a predicted model, not a curated record
UCAUCAUCAUGGAUGAUGAAUUCAAAUUGUGCUGGAAGAAUUUCCAGGACAACAUUGCAUCGGGUUUUCAAAGUUUGUAUGAUCGAGGAGACCUGGUCGAUGUGACAUUGGCCUGUGACGGAAAACUAUUGCAGGCGCACAAAAUUGUCCUGGCCAUAUGUAGCCCCUACUUUCAGGAAAUAUUUGUGACAAAUCCCUGCAAGCAUCCAAUAAUUAUUCUCAAAGACGUUUCCUAUACAAUAAUGUGUGAACUUCUGGAAUUUAUGUAUCAAGGAGUUGUCAAUGUCAAACACACUGAAUUGCAAGCAUUCAUGAAAAUUGGCCAGCUGCUGCAAAUCAAAGGCCUUGCAACAAAUACAUCAUCAUCCUCCGCCGGUCCCUCUUUGUCGGAUAAAUCAAGUUUAAAUCAAAAUCCAAAUGAAAGAGAACCCUCACAACCAUCCAGUUCAACACCGAAAUCUGCUGCCUCUCCAAACAUUGAGGCUGGAAAUCACAACGAUAGUACCACAAAUAACUCAGAAAAACCAUCACAAACACCAACAAAUGCAACAACAAGCUCAAAUACACCACAAAGAAUACAAUCGCCCGAUAUGUCGUCCCCUGCCUCUCCUUCGCUAAAUAUAUCAAAUGUUAGUCAGAAACAAGGCGAAAAUAAUGCACAUCACAACUUCCACUUAACUCCUAGCAGUUCCGGGCUCAAACGUCAUUUGUCGGAUUUCAAUUCCGAUUCUCUAUCUAUAUAUUCCAGGAAUAAGAAUCGUCGUACAACAAUGCCAACGGAUCAGAGUAGCGACAACAAUGAGGGAUCAGAUGUUGGUGGCAGCAGUAGUAUGGAUCAAAUGAACGCCGAAGACUUUUUUAUGCCACAUAUGUCAAUGGUGGAAGGACGAUAUGAUUUGAAUAGUGUAAAGAGAGAGGGUUCUGAACAUCACCAUAACGCAAACAGUUCGAAUGCAGCAGCUGCAGCCGCGGCUGCAGCUUCGUUGCGCAACUCAUUUAAUCCGGCAGCUUUUGGUUUAGACUAUUCCUUCUAUAAGAAUAAUAAUAGCGGUUCGGCCUCGACAAUUUCCCAAGAAUUUCCCAACGAAUUAAAUAUAUCCAGUGGCGAUUAUUCUAAAGGAUUUGCGAAUCAUAUGGAUAUACCGCCAAUUGGUCCCGGUGAGCAUUGGUUCCAGGGCAAGUUAGAAUUUAUGUUGAGCCAACGCGGCAAACCGCUACUGGUCCACGAUGGUCACACUUUUGGAAUUCAAUAUGUACGCAAAGACAAGAAAUACUGGCAAUGCAAUUUGUCGCGUAAAUUCAAUUGCAAGGCACGAGUUACUACCACCGAUACUGGCGAAAUAAUUGUAACUAACAAUGAACACUGUCACACCGAAAUCCGACAGCAUCUACGCAAAGAUUAUCAGCGCAACAAAGUAAUGAUGAAUGCUCUCAUAAAUUUAAGUACAAAUCGAUUGGCCGUGGAAAAUCUAAGACGUCACAACGUGAACAGCAUUGCCAGUAAUUUAAGCAAUUUAGUGGCCGCUAGCGCUGGUUCGCCGCUGUCACUUCAAUCACACAUGGAGGCAGCAAAUGUCAUGGCAGGUACCCUGCUAGAUUUAGGUAAGAGAUCAAUAUCCUUGGACAAUGAGGAUCAUAUGAAGCUUAAUCAUCAACACCAGCAACAGCUACAACAACAUCAACUGCAGCAUGAAGAACACCAACAAACCUCACUGCACCCUGAAUCCAGGGCAAUGCAUAAUUUAGAAGAUGGAGCAUCGCUACACGAUGAACAACCACUAGAUUGUGGAAUGCGAUCAUCAGAUCGCGAACGAUUUGAACACGGUACCAGAAGCUAUAAACAAGAUACAUCUUUGGAAGCUUAUAAAGACCCGCAUAUACAUCGUCCAACAUCGCCUAACACUAAUAGCAACAACAAUAGCCAAGAAAAUGCCGACUGGUCGUGUAAGAAUGAAACCGGAAUUCAACAUUAA